GGCGUGAGGGCUCACGGGCAGGAUGCCGCUGGUGAAGAGGAACAUCGAGCCCCGGCACCUGUGCCGGGGGGCUCUGCCCGACGGGGUGACGAGUGAGCUGGAGUGUGUCACCAACAGCACCCUGGCUGCCAUCAUCAAGCAGCUGGGCAGCCUCAGCAGGCACGCUGAGGACAUCUUCGGGGAGCUGUUCAAUGAGGCCAACAGCUUCUACAUGAGGAUGAACUCGCUGCAGGAGAGGGUGGACCUGCUGGUCAUCAAGGUGACGCAGCUGGACUCCACUGUGGAGGAAGUUUCGCUACAGGACAUCAACAUGAGGAAAGCCUUCAAGAGCUCCACGGUGCAGAACCAGCAGGUUGUGUCUCGCAACUCCAUCCCCAACCCGGUGAUGGAGAUGUACCAGCGCUGCGACAAACCCCCGCCACUCAACAUCCUCACACCCUACAGGGAUGACAAAAAGGAUGGCCUCAAAUUCUACACCGACCCCUCCUACUUCUUCAAUUUAUGGAAGGAAAAAAUGUUGCAGGCAACAGAAGAUAAGAGGAAGGAGAAGCGCAGACAGAAGGAGCAGCGGCUGGUGGAGGACUCCACCCGGGAGGUGAAGAAAGUGAGGAAAGCCCGGAACCGGCGGCUGGAGUGGAACAUGAUGGCAUAUGAUAAAGAGUUCCGGCCCGAUAACAGGUUCUCACCAUCCCCCUAUCACAUGGCGUCAUCGGAAGGAUCACUGUCCCCAGAUAAUAGAUCCUACGCGUCGGACGCGGCCGACCACUCGUACCCGGCGAGCCCCAACCACCCCGCGCAGCUGCUGGCCCCGGCGGAGCACAAGGAGGGGGUGCUGGCCCCCCCCAACCCCCAGGAGCACGUGUACCGCCCGGCCCCGGGCAGCCGCCAGAACAGCCUCAACCGGCUGCAGCAGCCCCACGCGCCGCCACCGCCCGAGGCCGUGCUCAACGGGCCCAGACCACACCUCGUCAAGGACUACGGCCCUCAGCCGGUGCCCAUGGCCGAGUACUUCGUGCCGCCGGCCCCGCCGCCCCCACCGCCCGUCAUCCCCUCGGCACAGACGGCCUUCGACAGCCCCAUCUCGGCCCCCCCCGCGCUGGCCCCCGGCUCGGCCGGGCCCCCCUCCUACGCGCCCUCGCCGCCCCCCGCGCCCCCCGGCCCCUACUCCGCGUCCCCGCCGCAGGCCGGCCCCAUGGGCCCCCCGGUGGCCCCCCCCCCGCCGCCCCCGGGGCCCCCGGCGGUCUCUGCCUCGCCAGCACACUCGGCCUCACCACCCGCCCCCGCCGUGGAGCCUCGGAAGCCGCAGAUCCCGCUGAUGCCCAUGAGCGACGCCCGGAGCGACCUGCUGGCAGCCAUCCGCAGGGGGAUCCAACUCCGGAAAGUCCAGGAGCAGUGGGAACAAGAGGCCAAGAAAGAGCCUGUGGGCAAUGACGUGGCGACGAUCCUGUCGCGGCGGAUCGCGGUGGAGUACAGCGAGUCCGACGACGACUCCGAGCUGGACGAGAACGAGUGGUCAGACUGAGGGGCCCCGGGCUUGGCUGGGCUGGGCUGGGCUGGGCUGGGCUGGAGGAGCCCCCAGCUCUGCCCCGGGUGUGUAUAGGCGCCUCCCCCACCGUCGAUGCCGACGAGCGCGGGCGGCCCCACUCGUCCAGGAGCUUUGCUUUUACACUUUGUCCAAAACCCUGCGGGCAGCAGCAGCACUGGUAGGAUACACCUCGGAGGCAGUGAGACCAGACAUUAGCAGCACCUUCACGUUUAAUGACUUCCAAAAUUCUCUGAAGGCAGGUUAAUAGGAUUGCUCCGGGUUUACACCUGGAGCAGGAGCAGAGGCUGGCCCUGAGUGUGCUUUGCGUGAGGAGGGAGCCCCAGAGGCAGCAGCGCUUUUCCAGCUGGAUGGUAACUGUGGUAACGAGAAGCUCCUGGAGAAGAAGCCUGUUUGCACAGCUGGUGCCACCAUGGGAGCUCAGGGAUGGCCCUGCAUGGGCCUGGGGACCCUCUGCUGUCAGAGUUUUUAGGGUCAGGCAGCUCCAAAGGCUGCCCAUGAGCAGGAGCCUCCUUCCCCUGAGGGUGAUGCACCAUGUUUAGCAGCAGCUCCGUAGGGAUGUUCUCCAUCACACUGUCACUCCCUGGAGAAUCACAGAAUGGUUGGGGUUGGAAAAGACCUUUGAAGCCCAUUGAGUCCAAUCCCUUGCAAUGAACUGGGACCCCUUCCACUAGACCAGGCUGCAUGAGAAGACCAAGGUGUUGGUGACCUGAGCCCAUUCUGUCCUUAGACUGGUUUUCUGGGAGAAAAGGGUGAAGGCAAGGCUUGUGUGGCUGGCAGGGACACACAGCCUUGUCUUUGCCAGCGAAGGAUUAAGGUGUCCAGAGAGCUUCCCCAGACCCAGCUCUCCUUGACCUUAAUGUGACACCAUUUCAGUGUUAUUUGAAAAAGAAAAAGAAGUUAAUUAGACAAUCUGCUGCUUUUAGGUAAACUCUUAACUUGCCCUUUGCAGCCCCACAUACUGUGCCUGUACAACUGAGACCAACUCAGAGCCAGGCACUGGUUCCCCCUCCCUGAUCCUGCCCCAUUCCCUAUCCCACAGGGGGGUGCUGAUGGGGGAGCUGGAGAGCCAGGCCCCUGCCACAGCACUGAAAAUACCUGUGCUCACAUCAAAAUAGAGAGUGAUUCACCCAAGGCUUUUCUCCUCCCUUCACGGAGGGAGGAGGUACAGGAAGGCAGAGAGAAGGGGUGGGGAGUACUGAAAAUAUCACAGUCAGGUGCAAAAACCUGCAGAGAGCUGGGAGACAUUCCCCACCAGCAGAAAAUGGGCCAGGACCAGCUGUGGACUUGCCAGAAUGGUGUCCCCAGGCCCUCUCUUGUGUUCCCUUAUACCACAAGGCUCUGAAUGGGGGAAGAGUGAGGCCCCAUGUUGCAGCUCUUCUGAGGAAAGCCUGGGCUCUGUGCCUGCCUCUCUGCCUCUCCCAGCAGCCAUGUAGGUGAUGGCUACAACAGAAGGAUUUUGACUCUCCAGAAGCAACCAGACCAGUAAAGGAGAUGGGAGGGUACAGCUGGGACCCAAAGGCUCAUCCUUAAGUUCGUAGAAUCCUAGAGUGCUUUGGGUUGGAAGGGACCUUACAUCUCACCUCAUUCCAAUCCCGUGCCAUGGGCAGGGACGCUUUCCUCUAGACAGGUUGCUGGUUCCUCACCCUGGGAAGUGCUGGUGUUGAACAACACCCCAAACAUCUGCUCAUUUCCCCCUGGUGAGAAACUUUUCAUGGCCAGAUGUGGUGAAUCCUCUGCCCAGCUGCUGAGAAAUGCCCCCAGGAGCUCUCCUUUCUCUUGGCUGCCACAAAACGGUCUCUUGUCCCUUGGGAGUGACACCUCCCACACCUCCACACCUGGACUCUGAGCUGUGGUGCCAAGUGGGCUUGAGCAAAGGGGCAGCAUGGAUGUGGGAGAGGGCAAGGCAAGAAGCAGAAGUGCAAUAGGAUGCAUGGAAUAGCUCAUCUACAAAACCCAAGGAAGCAGGACUGACCAAAGGAGGCAGGGAGACACAAUGCACCAGGAGGUCAGGAAAUUCCUGAUGCUUGGUGCUCGCCAAGAGCUCUCGUUUCUGAUAUAGACCCUCUGAAACACAGGGAACUGGCUGCAAAAGCUUUUGGCCAAAGCCUGGCCAAGACAGCCCCUGUGAUGGGCCUUCCUUGGGAAAGCAGCUGGGAUUUGACCUGGAACAUGUUCAGAAGGAAGUGUUGUAAAAAUUCAGAGCAACAUUUAAGCAGAUUCCUGGUGGUAUUUAUUGUGGAGCGUUAUUAACGUAGACAUGAUUCUAAUCCUGUUUGUGUGUGAAGAGAAAGUGGAUUUAUUUGGAUAAUUUAGAAAAAGUAAUACAUUUUAUGAGGGAGAGAGAAUAGCAGGGGCUGGGGGAGCUGCUCUUACCUGUUAUGGGGGUCAAAGGGCUGCAGAGUCAGUGGGGGGGACCCAGUGGGGGCUCAGGCAGAGCUGAGUCCCACCAGCCCUGGGAAAGGGUUCAGGGACACAUGGGACUGGCUUGUCCCUUGGAUCUCUGACUGGCCCAAUUCUGCAAAGCUGAGCCAGUCCUGGUGAGAACUGGAGAGUGGUCCAGUGCUCCUGGAAGACCAAACCCCUUCUUUUCAUGCACCAGUUGCUCUGUGUGUGUCACGUUGGAACUGUGGUCAUUCUGGCAGGACUCUGGUGUGUGGCAGGUCAGGACUGUCCCUGUAGCCUCCCACUGCCCUGUCACCUCCCCGCAGCUGUGCUGCACUUGGGAUUGGCAGCUGUCAGUCAGCCCAUGCCAGUGUCAGGGUCGAUGCUGUUCCAUGGCAAAGCACUUGACAAUCAGAAUGUCUUUGCUUGGAAGGGACCUUGAAGGUCAUCUAGUUCCCUCAAUCCUUGCCUGCCCUGUGCACAGGCCACAUCUGCAGAGUGGGUGUACAGCUGGGAGCCUCAGGAGGGCAGGUAGCAAGGCUCCCCUGCCCACUCUUCCCCACUCCUUUAUGUUCUUACACCAUCCUCUCCCCUUUGGACAUCCCAGCACAUCCUCACCAUUCAUAUUCUGCUUACAAUCUCCAGCCCUUGAUAACACAAAGACAUUUCAUGUGCUCAAGUCCAAAGCAAGUCAGCAGGACCAUAACUUCCCAGCAUUGCCCAUUGCUUGAAAACAUCAUGAUCCUCCUCUUCCAGGGAUCUGAACUGCCGUGGCAGCCCUUAAGCUGUCCUGGUAGCAGGGAUGGGGCUGAUCCCCUGCCCUAUCCUCAUCCCAGUGAGGUCUGCAGCAGAGCUCGUUGCUCAGCUCUCUGCUGUAGCUGGUGGAGAAGUGACCUGUGUAGUUAGGGUGGGCUGUAGAACCCAUUUCUGGUCUGGUCACAGUGAUGCUCUUCCCAGCUCUCCCAACAGCACCACAAGGCAGGCAAGCACCCGGAAUUGCUAAGGUUGGAAAAGACCUCUAAGAUCAUCAAGUCAGACCAUUAAUGCCACAUGGUGGCACUGAGAGCCCCGAUCUCAUGGCACAGCCACUGCAUCCUCAGCACCUUCACCCGGCAGUUCAGCCACGCUGAAGCGUGACCAGCUUCAUUUUAGGCACAUUCAUCUGCUUUUUGCCCAGGUGACCUAUGAAAUCCAACAGAAGCAACACCAGUUCCUUGGCUGGGCUGGGCUGGCGCUGCUGGAGUUGGUUGUGCCCCACUCAUUAACACUGCCUGUCUGACCCACAUGCUGCACACUCCAUAUUUUGUACAUAUGUGCCUAUUCCCGGAUAUUCUUCCCAAAGUAGGCCAUGCUGUGUUACACAACUUGAAAUGCUCAAAUCCUCAUGUGGGCUGAUAUAAAAGUGAAUAUUUAAAUAUUUUAUCUAGCUUGGCAGACAUUAAAAAAUACAAUCCAGGUCACAGAUGAUUGAAUUUCUCCUCUCUCAAGAGUACCAGAAUUGGGCUGAGGAGAUCCUCCUGUAUAUUAAGGUAUCAUGUUCCAUGUUAAAAUAUAGCAGUGGCAUUUCUUUGCCAAUGGAUAAUCACGGAGUGCCAAACAUUUAAUGAGCCCAACUGAUCUCCUGAGAGCUCCUCUUUCCAUUUUAUCUGCUUUCCCCUGCUUGCCAAUUUAUGGGCAUAGAUUAAAAAUAAUAAAUAUGACUGCCAACGGGGGGAAGAACACCCUGAGUGCAUACAGAUGGAUUGGGCUGGAGUCAGUGGAACAGUAAAUAAGCCAGUUUUGUUCUGCUUGGAGAUAUUAAUGGAAGGCUGCGGUCCUUGAGCUCCAUCAGGAACCUCUUGGACAUCUCUGGUUCAUCUAAAAAUGGACGCUGUGGGGACCAGAAUGUCCAUGGUGCAUCUGUGAACCUACACCAGGUGUGAAGUCUGGUUUUGCUCAAGUUUCUGAAGGUUGGUGGAAGUCUAGCAGUGUUCAUGCCUGGCCUUGCACUCAGCGUCUCCUUGGGUUAGAGGGACCAUUGGAGCUGGCUCUGGAUGCUGGUUAGAGGUGUCCUGAAGGAAGAAUGGAUUGGGUAGUUUCUAACUUUGCACCCUGGGAAGAAACCUAGAGAGGAGUGAGCAUCACAUCCCAUGAGAGCUCCUGCUUCUGCCGAUGUUUUUUCUGGGGAAGGUUUUGCUCCUGGGACAAACAUGAGGCUGAACUUGGCUUCUCCAGAGACCUCCCUCAAAUUUUCUCCCAGCAACUUUUUCAUCUCUAUUUCCCUUUCAAGACAUCCAACAGCCUGAACAGAAGCUUUGCAGACUCCCUUGGGGACAGAGCCUGAAUUUAAACCUCAGCUUUAACGAUAAACAGAAGUUUUGCUUGGAGGGAGGUGGUGUUUUGGAGGGUGCAUUCCAGAGGUCCAUGGCUGGCAGGAACACAGUGCCAUUUCCCCGUGGAUGGACCGUGUUUGGCCAUGGGAAACACUCCCCAUCAUGGGAUGCUGGCAAGGGGAGCGCAGGCUGUUCCUUUCACCGAGAUUCCUGUUUUCCUGUAGUAAUAGUUAUUUAGGGGUAAGGUUUUCUCAGCUGGAAUGUCACUUUACAGAUUAAAAAAACCCAAAACAAUAAGGGCAAGGAGUCUGUCCUAAGGAGUUUACAGUCUACAGCAAAGACCAUAUAACCUGCAAUGCACUUUAGAAGCCUCAAAUGCUCACUCACCCAUGAAUUUACCCUCCACUGGGCAGCAGCACCUCGAGGACUGUUGUCCCUUCCUUAGGUGACCCCACGAGCAGCCCCACGACCACAUCCCCCCACUGAUGUCACAGUGGGGCUCUCCUGCCCCUCCACUACUACCCUGCAAAAGUGCCUGAGCAAAGUCCAGGAGUACCAAGCCAUGCUGGGUUUGUCCCUGUGCCCUCAGGGUGGGCCUUUCCCAGUCCCCACGCAGCUCUGCUCUCUGGGAUGGCCAUGGAUGUGAUGGGAACCAUGCCUGGAUGCACCACUGCCUGCCAAGACUUGGAGCUGCUCAUCAAUUCACGUGGUGGCCUCUGAGCUCAUGCAAAAUGUCCUCCUUCAGACACUUAGAAGCCAAACCAAGACUUUGACAUAUUUUGAUCUGUUUGAGAGUCAAAGGAUGGGGGAGGGUUGUGAAUCUGGUCUUCCUUGGACAAACUCCAGGUUUUCUAGGAUUGUUGUCUCAAGCUCUGCUUUCUCCAGGUAAAAAUUGAGCCUGGAUUUUGCUGGGGAACGGAACGAAAAAAACCCAAACAAAACUCCCAGUCAGGACCUUCAGUGAGGUUUGCCCCAACGCCUUCAGAACGUGCCCACAGGCAGGGUGGGGGCAGGACACCGGGGUGUUCCCAAGGGAGGACACCACCCUGGUGCUGUCAUGGCUGAGGCAGAGCCUGCAGCAAGGGAGGGGCUCUUGGUGAGGGAAAUCCCCAGGCAAGAUCUGGAUGGAACGUGCUUGGCCACAGAGUCCCCAAAGGCAGUGCAGAUGUGACUUUAUCCAUAUUAAUGUCUGGAUUACAGACUGGCAGGACCCUGAGGCCACGGGCUCCUCCACGGUGCUGCGUGAUAGCAGAGCAGGGAUGCUUCACCCCCCGUGGGCAUCUCCUAGUAGGGAUCUUUCCACAGGUUUCAGGCUCCCAGAGGUGCCUCUGUAGUCUCUUGUUCUUUGCAGGAGCAGGUUCAAACCUGUUAAACAAUGACCUGUCGGUGUUGUGAGCCCAAGUGUGUGGGAAGUGAGCCUUCCCCUGCACACCUUUCCCGUGGUGGCAAUGCCAGGGCCCUGACCUGGCCCUGGGGGACUUUCAGCCCAGUGGCAGCUCCAGCACUUAGUUCUGCAUAAAGUGUUAAGAGUGCAAAGAGGAGGAAAAAAAUAGAAAGAAAAUAGCCCAGCAUUUUAGGUUGGUUUUUCUCCCACUGCUCUGUACAGGGAAAACCUCAGGUGGGUAAAACCCCCUGAAAAUUCACAAAGGGCAGUGGGGAAAAUAACUCUGUUCUCCAUGUCAGUGAGGGACUCAAGUGCAUGGCACAGGAGUGAGUUGUGGCAGAAAGGAGCUGAGUCAGAUCUCGGGGAAGGCUUUGCCAAGGCAAGGGAUGGAGAAACUCUGAAACAGGCCACAGAGGCUCUGCCUUGGGAGGGCUUUGAGAAGCAGGUGGGCAAAUGCCAGGGAGGAGCACUGCCCAUGACCUUUUUAUGGGCCAGGGGGUGGUGGGGGUGCCCACAGGGCAUGUUUUCAAAACGUGUUUGUGGUUCUGCCUCAUCCCCUCCUUUGGGUGUCCCAGCCCCAAAGCAUCUCCCACCAGCCAGGGCAGCUGCUGAGGCUCUCUCUUGGUUUUGGUGUUGACCCUUAAAUGCAAUAAAGAUAAAACACCUGAGAGGGAAGGGUGUGAACUGAGUGAAAAACCAGGGCAUGCAGAUGUUACUGCUGUAUUUCCCUAGUUAGAAGGCAGCAGCUCCAGCAACUUGCUCCUGAGGACCCUUCAUGGCCUGCAGCUGCAGUGGGUAAACCAUGCUGGUAAAUUAGGGUGGAGUUUUUAAAAGUUACCCUUUGAUUUGGGUAGAUGAGAUCUAGCUUAGAUGAGAAAUCUAAAAAUAAAACACAACCCCCUCCCCCACAAAACUAAAAAGCAAACAAACAACUUACACGUGAUUUCCAGAAGGACAAUUUGUUCUGUUCCCUUCCCCUGGACCUCGAGGGAAGGUCAGACCCAGCAACUCAUCCCAGCUAUCAUCAACAAAAUGAAGCAGGUCUCACCACUUCCAAAAAAUCAUGUCCUGAGGAAACAGUAUUUAAGACAAAGCAGUAAGAACCUCAUCACAGUGCAGCAAGGAGAGGGGUCUCUUAUCACCCUAGGAGGUGCUUUUGACCCUGAAGGCCCUUCCCCAGCCCAAGUGUUUGAAAUCCUGUUGAUUUUCACCUCUUACCAGUGCUGGUCCAUGCCUGACACAGCUGGGAACACUUACACCACAGCAAGUCAUUUCUUACCAUGGAAAAGGCAACCAUAAAAGUCUUGUCUUUGAGCCUGGUGAUGUUCCUGUGACGCCCGUGGAGGAGAGGGUGAUUUCCUAAUGGCAGCAGGAACAGCUUUGGCACAGUCCUGCCAGGUCUUCAAAAAUCAAACUGUUAUGAGCCUCAACACCCCCCUCACUGCCCCUUCCCCCCCCAAUUUAUUUUAUACUGAGAUGUUUCAGGUCUACCUUUAGUUCUGGCCAGUUUUUAUCAAAUGGGGCCAUUCUUGGUGGUGCUUUUCAU
This is a messenger RNA of Neopelma chrysocephalum (saffron-crested tyrant-manakin), 9170 nucleotides long. Its product is annotated as wiskott-Aldrich syndrome protein family member 3-like. Gene Ontology annotation, cellular component: cytoskeleton. Gene Ontology annotation, biological process: positive regulation of Arp2/3 complex-mediated actin nucleation; actin cytoskeleton organization. The record is from RefSeq and is a predicted model, not a curated record. NCBI's taxonomy places the organism in Eukaryota, Metazoa, Chordata, Aves, Passeriformes, Pipridae. Gene Ontology annotation, molecular function: actin binding; protein kinase A regulatory subunit binding; Arp2/3 complex binding.